AUGAGCGACCGCAGCAUGUAUCUCGCCAAAUACCGCAACACUACCACUCAGGGAGCUCAUUUUGCUAUCUUCAUUCCUAAUGCAGAGUAUGAUCGUGCUGGACUUAGCCAGGACUAUCGAUCAUCUCCGUGUAAGGGAACUAAAAUUCACGUUGUUGGUGAGCCAAUGUUGGCUGGCUUCCAGCUUGAGAUCAAGCACGAUUACGAAUGCAACACCGUUCAGGAUCUGAAGGAACUGGUACAUAUUGGCUACGUGAACCCCGUCGAUGUCCACACUCCAUCUUCUUCCAAGUUGCGUCAGGGAGAUAAUCCUCACGGGAGACUUGAGAGGGAGGCGCUCAAGGUCCCACCACCCCCUAGUGGACAAAAUAUUCGAGCACCAAUUGAUGGGGCAAGUGAAUGGACCAUGGAGUAUCUGUCUCAUCUCGUGGCGAAGGGGCUGGUACAUUCCAGCACUCUUUCCAUUGUGCAGGAAGAGCGGGAUGCACCAGAUUUCGGCAUUUUCGGUCAAAGAUUCGGUAGUUGA
Clonostachys rhizophaga is the source of this 525-nucleotide messenger RNA. The record is from the annotation of a GenBank genome assembly. Lineage: Eukaryota; Fungi; Ascomycota; Sordariomycetes; Hypocreales; Bionectriaceae.